AUGGCCACCUUAGCAUCCAUUAGAAGUAACUGCCGCAAGGUGAUAUGCAUUGGCCGCAACUACGCCGACCACGUCACAGAACUUAAUAAUCAACGCCCCAAACAACCCUUCUUCUUCCUCAAACCCUCCUCCUCCAUCCUCCUCCCCAGCGAAGGCCCCGUCCUGCGCCCUUCAGGCGUGACGCUACACUUCGAAAUCGAGCUCGGCCUCGUCAUCGGCAAAACCGUGCGCGACUUGAAAGAAUCCGACGCCAGCUGGCAGGACGCCAUCUCCCACUACCUCCUCUGCAUCGACAUGACCGGGCGCAACGUCCAGAACGAGGCGAAGAAGAAGGGGUAUCCGUGGAGUAUUGCUAAAGGGUUCGAUACGUUUUUGCCGCUGGCGGGGCCGAUUGCGAAGGAGAAGAUUAAGGAUCCGCAUGAUGUGGAACUGUGGUUGAGUGUGAAUGGGGAUGUCAAGCAGCAGGAUUCGACGGAGUUGAUGCUGUUUCAGAUUCCGAGGCAGUUAAGCGAUAUUAGCAAGGUGAUGACGUUGGAGCAAGGGGAUAUCGUCUUGACGGGGACGCCGAAGGGGGUGGGCCCCGUAGUGACGGGGGAUGUUAUGGAGGCGGGGAUGAGGAUUGGGGGAAAGGAGGUUGAGGAGGCGAAGAUGAGGGUGGAGGUCAAGGAUCGGGGUGGUGAUUAUGAGUAUGCUGAGACUUGA
Saxophila tyrrhenica is the source of this 702-nucleotide messenger RNA. RefSeq lists its product as uncharacterized. Gene Ontology annotation, molecular function: acetylpyruvate hydrolase activity. The record is from RefSeq and is a predicted model, not a curated record. Lineage: Eukaryota; Fungi; Ascomycota; Dothideomycetes; Mycosphaerellales; Extremaceae. Gene Ontology annotation, cellular component: mitochondrion. The transcript is spliced from 3 exons. The coding region runs from base 1 to 702 and encodes 233 amino acids.